UGCUACAGGUCUGCAGCAGUCUGAAGCCUGAAUAGAGUCUGAGCAGCAACUCCUGCAUUUGCAUCUGAUGCAGACUUCAAGCAGAUUUCAGCCGGCGGACUACACACCGCGGAGGGUUCUGAACUUCACAAAACUUUGCGCUUCGAGGAUUAGAACAGUCAAUAAAACACACCACUAGCGUUACUCCUUUAUUUUUUAACGUUUUAUUCAUAGUUUUAAAUCGUAUUUUAAUUCAGGUUGGAGUUAUUUAAAUAACAUUUGCUUGAGUAGGUGCAGACGGACUUGUUGGUCUUGCGGAGCAGCACUAAAUCCACAGCACCAAAGAAUACCGGUGCACAAUCCGCCGUUUACCUCCUCGAGCCAGGGUAAACGAGUUCGCUAAAACUGAGAAGUUUGGCCCUGGGAUGCUCCUGUGUAGCUCUAGAUAAAAAACAAUAACUUUUUAGCGAAGACUUGCUCUCUUCGUCACUGCGUAGACCGCCACAAAGGUAGUCGUUUUCGUAUAACGUCCAGAAGAAAAAAACCCAGCAGACUUCUCGAGACAGGACGGACUUGACUGAACUCAAGAUGUCAAUUUUGCCUUUCACUCCCCCCAUCGUCAAAAGACUUUUGGGCUGGAAGAAGGGAGAGCAGAACGGCCAGGAGGAGAAGUGGUGCGAAAAGGCGGUGAAAAGUCUAGUGAAGAAGCUGAAGAAGACGGGACAGCUGGAUGAACUGGAGAAAGCCAUCACCACGCAGAAUAUCAACACAAAAUGCAUCACCAUACCGAGGUCUUUGGAUGGCCGUCUGCAGGUCUCCCACAGGAAGGGUCUGCCUCAUGUCAUCUACUGUCGGCUGUGGCGCUGGCCCGACCUUCAGUCUCACCACGAGCUGAGAGCGGUGGAGCUGUGCGAGUAUGCCUUCCACACAAAGAAAGAUGAAGUAUGUGUCAACCCAUACCAUUACCAGAGAGUGGAGACACCAGUUCUUCCACCGGUGCUGGUGCCCAGACACACUGAAAUCCCCAGUGAGUUCCCUCCCCUGGAUGACUACAGCCAUUCAAUCCCUGAAAAUACCAAUUUCCCUGCUGGCAUUGAGCCCCAGAGCAACUACAUACCAGAAACACCUCCACCAGGAUACCUCAGCGAGGAUGGAGAGACUAGUGAUCACCAGAUGACCCACAUGGACACAAGCUCUCCAAACCUGUCUCCGAACCCCGUCUCACCCACACACAGUAACUUAGAUCUCCAGCCAGUAACAUACUGUGAGCCAGCGUUCUGGUGCUCCAUUUCCUACUACGAGCUGAACCAGCGAGUAGGGGAGACCUUCCACGCCUCACAGCCCUCGUUGACGGUGGAUGGCUUCACAGACCCCUCAAACUCUGAGCGUUUCUGCCUCGGAUUGUUGUCCAACGUCAACCGCAAUGCAGCAGUGGAGUUAACACGCAGACACAUCGGGCGCGGUGUGCGGCUGUACUACAUCGGAGGAGAAGUGUUUGCAGAGUGUCUCAGUGAUAGCGCUAUCUUCGUCCAGAGCCCCAACUGUAAUCAGCGUUAUGGUUGGCACCCCGCCACUGUCUGCAAGAUCCCCCCAGGAUGUAACCUCAAGAUCUUCAACAACCAGGAAUUUGCUGCCCUGCUAGCACAGUCAGUCAACCAGGGCUUUGAGGCUGUUUACCAGCUUACCAGGAUGUGCACCAUCCGCAUGAGCUUCGUCAAGGGCUGGGGAGCUGAAUACAGGAGGCAGACAGUGACCAGCACCCCCUGCUGGAUCGAGCUGCACCUGAACGGCCCGCUGCAGUGGCUCGACAAGGUGCUCACACAGAUGGGCUCCCCGAACAUCCACUGCUCCAGCGUCUCCUAGGGCAGCAUCUCCUCGCCCCGCCCACCCUCCUGUGCACCUCGUCUCCUCAUCAGAGACACGAAACUUAAACUAAAAGAUGACAGACUCUUCAUUCAGCCACUCUUUAUCGCCCACAAACACACACUUGCCAUCAGAAGCACUUUUCACAGUUUGUGGCAAAAGGGGACAAGUGCAUUAAAGUCGGACCGUGUUAGUAAAACCUGAUGCUAGUUUUAAUCUCUGAGGGCCAGAGAGGCUUUAGACUUACGGAGUUCUUAUUUUAUUUGCUCUUUGAUUGAAAACUGUUUAUGGUUUUGAUCAUCUGUACAGAUUUUAAGAUCAAUUAGAAAAAAGAAAGAAAUAUGUGGAUUGUGUUAGUCCCACAUUUCUGAAUCUUAAACAUUUCAGUUGACUUUUUUAGUAUUUGGUCAUCUGACGUUUUGGUGCAGAUGUGAAUCAGUUAGCCAGACCGAAAGUGAUGCCUAUAAUAAAAGGAGACGGUUAUGUUUACAGGAAUAUUUUUAGCUCUCGUUUCUUCAGCUUGUUAAACAGGAAUGUUCAUCUUCAAACGGGAUCAGAUUACAGACGAGCUGAAACAUUCAAACCCGUCUAAAGAAACUGUCAAAGUUUGUGACACCGGUUUGACAGUAGAUGAGAAGCAGCUGGUAGUAAACUUUAAAACUUUACUCAAGUAUUUAGAAACAGCUAAACUUGCUGGAAGUAGCUGCAUGAAUGUUGAACUCUGGUUGAAAGUUGAUAUUCCGGUCUAAGGAGGUUGGGAAAACUCAUCAAAGUUUAAAUGAGAGAAUUAUGCAUUAAAAUCAGGAAGCUUUGCCACUUUUCAACCCAGUUUUGCUGCAUUUUAUGUUGUAAUGAAUAAAUGCUUUUAAACUUGAACACAUCUCACAUACUUUAAUGUCCUUCAGACUUCUAGAGCUGAGCAGACUUAUGUGAACACGUAAUGUGUGAAAACUGCAGGAAGGAGCGAGACUUAAGAGCAGCUUCUAACUGGUCUUAUUUUAGCCACACUGACUUUUCACAUAGGACUCAAGAGGGAAAACCGCUGGAAAUAAAAACAUCAUUAAGUGAUGAAUCAUAGUUCAGACUUUCAGGUGUGUGUUUUUUAUAGCAGUCAGUUUUGUCCAGGCGGUGUGACCUGAGCGAACACACCACUGGCUGCUUUGGAGGCCAAUUCUCUACUUGCUAACCGAUUUCAUCAAAGCUUCUGACAAAGGGAAACAUGUAGAUAAAUAGAAGCAUGUAAAUAUCAGUAGUGUCUUAAAAUGUGUCCUUUUUUAAUUUUCAGGUCUCUACGUUUAACACACAGAUGUGUGUUUAUUUGUGACCAGUAUUAAAUGAAUGGGUUACGAGGCAGAAAAGUUUUUAAAAAGUUUCUAGUUUCCUGUGAAGCGCCCACUCAGGUGGAAGUGGAUCAGUUUCCUUCUGUAACACUAGACAAUAAUGCCAGCCGGUCGGUGCUAAUCUAACAUGUUAGGGGCUAAAAGGAAACAGCAAAGAUGUUUAUGUUCAUAGAAUUUUAUGAAAUGUUAAAAAAGUGACGUGUGAACCUGAAAACUGAAGUGUGAGAUUGUUUCAGAACCAGUAGCAUCUACCAGUCUGGAACAAACCAGCGUGCCGUGUCCCUGAUUCUGUUGGGAUCUUAAACAUGUUUAAUGUAUUUACCCAGUUGGGAAAAGGGUUUUUUAUACACUCAAAAACAUUGUUUGCUUUAUCUUCCCGUGUUUAAUAGGUGACUGUAAUAAUGAGCUGUGAUUUACGCUCUCCUGCUCUGAAUUGGUUUUUAGAUAUUUUAUUUCCCUGCCUUUAUUAUACGGUUGUGAUGCUUUGUAUUAUUGUGUUCAAUAAAUAAAAAUGUAAAAGUUGUGGUGAAACCAGA
Nothobranchius furzeri (turquoise killifish) is the source of this 3718-nucleotide messenger RNA. RefSeq names its product SMAD family member 3a (gene smad3a). Gene Ontology annotation, biological process: activin receptor signaling pathway; SMAD protein signal transduction; positive regulation of transcription by RNA polymerase II. Gene Ontology annotation, molecular function: I-SMAD binding; RNA polymerase II cis-regulatory region sequence-specific DNA binding; DNA-binding transcription factor activity, RNA polymerase II-specific. NCBI's taxonomy places the organism in Eukaryota, Metazoa, Chordata, Actinopteri, Cyprinodontiformes, Nothobranchiidae. Gene Ontology annotation, cellular component: heteromeric SMAD protein complex. The record is from RefSeq and is a predicted model, not a curated record.